UGUCAGCAUCCGGCCCGGUGCACGUCGUCAGCUUCAUGCUCCCUUCAUCCAAGCACCCUCACUCUCGACCAGUACUGCCUACAGCUAUCAGAUUGAUUCCUCAUUUGCUCGAUCAACUUCAUCACCAUGGACACCGCGCGCACGCCGCGCGAUGAGGCAGCGGAGUAUAUCGCCAAUCGGCGCUUUCAUCAAUCUGUCACCCUUCCCGCGCGCGAUGGCCACAAGAAGAUGCUGAUCAGCUACGCGGAAUACGGCUAUGAGGGCGACGCAAACACCCCCACAAUCUUGUUCACGCCUGGGAUGUUCGGGUCGCGAUACGUGGGCAUGUUUAUGCAUGCGAUUGCGGCCAAGAACAAGGUCAGGGUGCUGGUGCCGGACAGGUUCGGCUUCGGUGAGACGAAGAACGUACCAUUGGAAUCUCGUAUCAGUGCCUGGACGGCUGCCAUGCCCAGGUUCCUCGAGGCCCUGGGCAUCAAGCACGUCGCACUCUUGUCGCACAGCGCUGGCACCAUCUACAACCUGAAUCUCCUAUGGCACCACCGAGAGGUACUGCAUCCGACACGUCCGAUGAUCUUCUUUCUGGCCCCUUUCGUGGACGUCGCCCACUCCAAGGUACCCAUGGUCCUCGCUCUUCAGAAACUACCCGAGAUGUCGUUUGGCUACUGGAACAAGAUGGCCAGCUUCUUCGCUCUCAAAGCCUCUGUCAUGGUUGGAUUCUCCUCGGGACUGCUCGCCCAGUUUGCGGGAGCCCUCUCGCCUGGGAACGAUGAACCCUCGGCACGGGAGGCGAACAUGAAGGUCAUAGAGAGGGACUAUGGCUUGGGGGUAGACUUGCAAGUUGUACUGGAGAUGGCCGUCACCCGGGGCUUGUUUGCGGAGGACACCGUGGGCGCGAAUCACGAGGCGCUCGUUUGCCUCAAAAAGGGAUCAGGCGCGUUCUGGGCCGAAGCGGAUGAUAUGGCCGUGCUCAUCGACAAGUUGGCCGUGCGAGAGAGGGAAACACGGGUUGAGGGACGAGCAGCGCUUCGUGUUGGGAUAUUCUUUGCCGAGACUGAUGCCAUGACGGGGAAGACAGGACAGGAGUACUUUCAGUCUUGCUGGAAGGGGGAGAAUGGGCAGUACGAGGGCUGUUUCGAUGUCAAGAUCAAGACCAUUGACAAGAGUGAUCACGAUAGCGUGUUACGAGCUGCGGAAGCGUUGGUGGAUGUAAUCGAGUCGGUCGCGGAGGUAGGCAUGCAGGGUGGAAGCAUCGAAUGAGGCUCGUUGUGUAUGCUGCUUGACUUCCUCUAAUGCGAUAUGAGAAGGUUCCUGUAAUAAGCCCAUCUGAUUAUCCCCUACCGCUAAGGUAAGAAACAUAACGUUAACUUGAGACAUCAUAAUGCUGCCUUGUCUGAUGCGGAGUCCUUGUGCU
Messenger RNA from Emericellopsis atlantica, 1411 nucleotides. RefSeq names its product Alpha/Beta hydrolase protein. Bases 127 to 1257 code for a protein of 376 amino acids. The record is from RefSeq and is a predicted model, not a curated record. The transcript has 3 exons. NCBI's taxonomy places the organism in Eukaryota, Fungi, Ascomycota, Sordariomycetes, Hypocreales, Bionectriaceae.